Molecule: messenger RNA, 3175 nt
Organism: Branchiostoma floridae (Florida lancelet)
Lineage: Eukaryota; Metazoa; Chordata; Leptocardii; Amphioxiformes; Branchiostomatidae
Product: sphingosine 1-phosphate receptor 1-like
Exons: 3
Coding region: 322-1830 (502 amino acids)
Biological process (GO): G protein-coupled receptor signaling pathway
Cellular component (GO): membrane
Molecular function (GO): G protein-coupled receptor activity
Source: RefSeq, a predicted model, not a curated record
UUGACCCCACAGGGCAGGUCAGCUGUGACGACACCACUUUUUACUGGCGUCUGCUGCCGAAAAAAAGCCGGAAGUGUCGCCCUUGUUCCGUAGAAUUAUCGGUAUAUCCGAUACACAACUUCCCCCCAGAAUCGGUACGUGUGUGUCGUACUUGUCUACAACUUGCCGACGAAGAUUUGAAGCAAGUUUACGCCGUUUUUAAACACAGUCUGCAAGAGAAAGCGGCAAUGUCCAGAUGAUUUAGUGACGUCUGAUCUCUCCAGAAGCUUACAAACCACCACCAGGUCAGAGGUAUACCGUAUGGUGCUGAUCUACUGAACGAUGAACGUCUCUACGCUGGGCGCCGUCCUGGGUCUACACAACACCACAGUCUCUCAAGUGAGCAGCACUAGUAGUAUCACCACACUUAACUGGACAUCACCAACUACUACAACUCCAGUCUACAACACGACUAGUUACACCGCUACGAAUUUCUCAACUACCGCAGCUGUAACCCUCAAUACGACGAACCAAAGACAUCUUGUUACCAAAGCUCUCACAGCCUUCACAACUCCAGUCAUGGUGAAGACUACGGACUUACUGACGAACUCCACUGCGAGAGGUUUGCAUUCGUCCUCUCUGUUUCCUACCAAUGGAUCGCUACCACCGUUCGGUCAGCAGUGUAAAGACUCAGAGUACGGCCCCAUCCAGUUCGUUGCCAUUGCCGUGUCAGUCAUCAUUAUCUUCUUGAACAUCAUGGUCAUCGUGGCCAUCAAAAAAGGGCCUCGCGGGCUCCACAAGCCGAUGUAUGUGUUCGUGACGAGUCUAGCGGUGGCGGACUUGUUGCUAGGGCUCAUCUCCUUCUAUAGUUUUCUCGCAAACGACAUCUUGGACGUGAAGAUCGCACCGUUCGAGUGGAUGCUGAGGAAACUGAUCAUCAUGAUGACGCUGAUGGCGUCAGCCGGCAGCCUGUUGGUGAUUGGUGUAGACAGAUACAUCACCAUCGUCCAUCAUGUUGCCUACGUCACGAGAAAGCACGCCAUCAUCGCCGUCUGCGUCAUCUGGGCGUUGGCCAUCGCCAUAGCAACCAUCCCCCUCAUGGGCUGGAACUGCGUGGAGCACUGCAAGUGUCAGAUCAACUCCCAGGCGCUUAACGACAGCCGCCCGAACUGCGACCACCCGUCCUGCUCAGUGGCCCUCCCUCCAUUCACUACCGGGUUCCUCACCUUGAUUUUCACAGUCUUCAUCGUUGCGCUCCUCUUACAGUCGUUUGUCUACUUCCGUACGUAUUUCUCCAUCCACCAACAGACGUCCCUCAUGGAGUCCCACAAGAUAGACGACCACAGGGAACCCGCGGACAUCGUGUUCGCUAAAACCAUGGCGCUGGUGCUGAUCGUCUUCGUGCUGUGCUACGCUCCGCUCAUGGCGAUGAUCUUGAUCGACGUGACCACGGGAGGCGCCGGGGGCUCGGGGAUGAUCACCCCGUCCGUUCUCACCUACGGCACGGUGCCCGCCAUCCUGAACUCCGCGAUGAACCCACUCAUCUACGUCUUCAGGAUCAGGAAGAUGCGGCGCGCGUUCGGCUACCUCCUGUGCUGCUGUUGCCGGGAGAAGUUCGGCGUGGAGAGCGACAUGUUCGAGUCCAGCAGGGUACCGGAGAAGGUCCGGAUGAUCCGGGUGGGGAAGCUCAACUCGUCAGGCCACCGGGCGUCACCGCAGGCCUCGCGACAGUUUCGGAAGCUGAAAGAAAGCACGGAAGCUCAACCGCUGUCUGCGCCAACUCCUCCUCCUCUUGAUCCUCCGAAGGACGAUGCACCAACCGCUGACGUGGAGUUUGCAACUACGUGCUAGCAAGUAAAGAAGCGCCACCUGGCGAUGUUUUCCGUAUUUGCUAGCAUAAAGUUUCAAACCUUUGCCAGCGAUUCGGUACACGGGGGAAAUAUAUAGGGGUUACGCUGUUUUCAUAAAAGGUUGCUGAGAUUAUUCGCUGUCAUUCAAAUCAUGGUAUUUCGUGAUUUCUACGGGGAAGCCAUUUUGUCUCCAAUUAAACGCCAGCAAAGAAGCGGUCGAGGGAAGCUCGCUCAACUUCGCAUCAGCUCAACCUAUUAAAGCAUCUAAUCCCUGAGUCUGAAGUUGGGAAAAGCAAGACCCAUGCCUCUAGCGGUUGCUAUAGAAAUUGCAUUAGUGCAAGAGUUUUUAACCACCGGUGGCUGACGUAUAAAGUAAACAUUGGAAAUUCCUUCAAAACGCCGCUUGCUACAUUUAGAGGCAUUUUCAAUCAUGCAGACAAUUUAUUUAUUCUUCAGUGAGAUUUUUUGAACCAUGAAAUCGAUCUUGAAAGACAUCAUCUGAUAGAUUGAAUGUUGAUUGGGUGUGUUCGCACUCACGUGACUCUGACAUAUCCUAAUUGCCGUUCUUGUAUGACAUAAUCCUGCUAACACGUCGAACUAAGAGUACUAUUAUUAAUUCCUAAUCGGGUAGAACAUUGUCUUUAACCUAUGACAGUCCUAGUGUGGGCUAACACUUAUAAUUUAUCAACACACAAAGCAUGAGAACAUGAAAAUGCGAAUGACGAUCACACAAAAAUCAUAGACUUGACAUGUGGUAAGGCUUUAGAAACUUGAACUUUGUAACAAGCUUUGAACGUCAAAAAUCUUUAAAAAAUUUAACGUUAAAUGUGGUGUGAACAAGGUAAAGAUACCAGUAUAAAAGGGAAGCACAGCAUGAAAGUCUAUAUAUAUAUGUGUCGGCAGGUUUCAUUCUGAAUUGAGAUCGAACUGUAAUUCCCGAGUUAUCAUUUUUCAACUGAAUGAACACUACAGCCAUCGCUUCUGUGACCGUCAUGUUAUGUAGAUAGGAAAUGUGCAUGUGACUUAUCAGUGAACUGUGUAACACGGCGCAAGGAUAAACUAUGGCAGCCCCCGUCUAUAUCGAAAUGGUCGUAAGGCUCUGAUGUACAUGUAUGGUAUUUGGAAGUGCGUACAUAUCCAGUAAUACAUUGUAAGGUAGUAUUUUUAACAUGGUGCUUUUAGAAUUUCAUAAUUUAAAAGGACCUGUGUCACUUAUGUGUUUUCACGUAAAUGUGUUUAUCAUCAAUCAUGUACAUAUUACAGUUGUAAGAAAAACACAUUGUUUGUCACGAACGAAAACACUGUACUGACUGUCCUUAAAUAGGAAUAAAUACAUGUUUGCACGA